This is a messenger RNA of Danio aesculapii, 1137 nucleotides long. RefSeq names its product tumor necrosis factor receptor superfamily member 9. The coding region runs from base 49 to 849 and encodes 266 amino acids. Gene Ontology annotation, biological process: regulation of cell population proliferation. Lineage: Eukaryota; Metazoa; Chordata; Actinopteri; Cypriniformes; Danionidae. Gene Ontology annotation, molecular function: signaling receptor activity; cytokine binding. The transcript is spliced from 7 exons. The record is from RefSeq and is a predicted model, not a curated record. Gene Ontology annotation, cellular component: external side of plasma membrane.
UGAGAGUUUCGCACAGAUCCAGCACUAUACUACAGGGCUACCGCUGUCAUGUUUUGCGACAUGAAAGUCCUCUCCAUUUUUCUAUAUUUGCUGUUAAUUCACAGAAUUGGAAGCGCUACAGGAGAUUGUCCAGCAGGUCAGAAGGUAAUCUACACCUCAGGAAAAUGUGAGAACUGUCCAAAGGGUCAAUACAGCCCUAAAAGUGGAAACAAUGUUCACUGUCACAACUGCAGCAAAUGCAAAAAAGGCAGUCGGGUAAUCGAUGAGUGUACACCUACCAGUGACACUCAAUGCAGAUGUAUGCAGGGUUUUACUCCUGUCGAUACACAAAAAGAAGAGGUUUGUGUCUGUAAAAAGGGUUCUGGAGUGAAUAAGAAAGGAAAUGUAUGCCAAACAUGUAGCCAAGGAUUCUUCACAGAUAAAGAUGACACGGCUUGUCAAAGAUGGAAAGAGUGUAAAAGUGGGGUUAAUAUCUCAGGCACCACUACUUCAGAUGUUGUCUGCAAUAACAUAAAGACAGAGGAGAAAAAAGCUCCUACAAUUUUAACUCCCUUGUUCUGGACAGCCAAACCCACUUCUGCAGCCACUUCAGGAACUACGACCACUUCAGUGACUAAGACCACUUCAGAAACUACAGCCUAUUCUCCUGGCGAAAAAGCAGACAGCUUCUACAUCUUCUGGCUGAUUAUAAUCUGUGCUACUACUACUCUUCUCCUGGCUGGAUUCUUGUAUGGCAAGAGAUUCACCCACUACGUUCAUAACCUCAAGAAAGCAAACUCUCGAAAAGAAAGCACAUGCAGAAAGCCUGUUGAAGAAUCUGGGGAAAAGUGCCUGUCUUUGCUUGUCUAACAGAUUAAUUGGCCCUAGUGUUUCUUUUUGGGGAAUAUUUUGCAUGCAUGAAAUAGUAGUUGUUAUAUAACUAGUGAAGCUGCUGUUCAACACCAUUUAAAACGUAAAACCAAUGUUUAAUUGUAAUUUUCUGAAACCUGCGUACACAUAAGGGGAUGUUUAGGAUCUCAUUUACACCUAAUUUUUAUGACAUGAAUUUAAACAUUCAUGUAAUUUAUCUACAUGCAAAGGUGGUUUGCACUUUGGAUCGCAUUACACUUGUAGUGUAAAUGCUCAUUCAUUUGAAUU